GGGCGGGGCGGGACAUGGCCGGGCCGUGAGGGGAGAACGCGCUUUACAUGAACGGGGACGUCGCAGAACGGGAACGAUGCCCGGGGAAGGACCCGGUGGGUCUGUUCCGGGCCGGGCACGUCGUGAAGAUUUGUGCCCCGAUGGUUCGCUACUCCAAGCUGGCGUUCCGCACCCUGGUCCGACGGUACGGCUGCGAGCUGUGCUACACACCCAUGGUCGUGGCGGCAGACUUCGUGAGGUCGGCCAAAGCCAGGGACAGCGAGUUCACUACAAACAGAGGUGAUAAUCCAUUGAUCGUUCAGUUUGCUGCCAAAGAAGCACAAGUUUUAUGUGAUGCUGCCCUUCUCGUCUGUCCUUUUGCAGAUGGAAUAGACCUCAACUGUGGCUGUCCUCAGAGAUGGGCAAUGGCAGAAGGUUACGGUGCUUGCUUAAUAAAUAAACCAGAGCUAGUUCAAGAUAUGGUGAGACAUGUACGGAAUCAGAUCGACAAUCCUCGAUUUUCAGUAUCUAUUAAAAUCAGGAUACACGAAGACAUAAAAAAAACAGUAGACCUGUGUAAAAAAGCUGAAGCAACUGGAGUUUCAUGGAUUACAGUACACGGGAGAAAUAUAGAAGAAAGACAUCAGCCAGUACAUUAUGAUGCAAUUAAAGUAAUUAAAGAAAGCAUACAUAUACCUGUUGUGGCUAAUGGAGACAUUAAAACUUUAAAGGAUGCUGAAAACGUUCAUCACCUGACAGGUGCAGAUGGGACCAUGACUGUCCAGUGGACGGCGGUUGCCGCCUUCCUGUACGGCGAGGUGGGAGUGCUGCUCGUGCUGUGCCUGCCCUUCAUCUCCCCGCUGAGAUGGCAGAAGAUUUUUAUGAUUCCUCUAUGGAGCAAAAUGGCCGUCUUUUGGAACAAAAUGUUCCUUACAAUAAUAGUUCUACUGAUCAUCUUGUUUCUUGAUGCUGUUAGAGAAGUUAGAAAGUACUCAGCCAUUCAGGUGAAUGAGAAGGUUGCAAAUGUCAAUGCCAAUGCUAUCGAUCACAUUCAAAUGAAACUCUUCAGGUCACAAAGAAACCUUUAUAUCUCAGGUUUUUCCUUAUUUCUGUGGCUUGUUUUGAGACGUACUGUUACCCUUCUUACUCAGUUGGCAAAGGGCAUGUCAUCUCAUGCCGCUCUGGAAACACAAGUAAACGACGCGACUGAAGCAGCCAAAAAAUACCUGGCUGAGAAUGAAAGGCUACAGGAGGCCCUGAAUGAGAAAGGAAGCGGUGAAAACAAAGAGGCGGUGGAAACAAUUAAUGGAAAAUUGAGGAAGGAAAUUGGACAGCUGAAAGCAGAACUACAGAAGACAACAAAUGCUCUCCACAAGGCAAAUAAUGAAGUGGCAGCAGUUAAGAAGCAGUCUGAAGGCCUUAGAAGAGAAUAUGACAAUCUGAUGAAAGAAUAUGAACGACUUCAGAAUGCUUCAAGUAAAGCGGAAGACAGGAAAGACCUGUAAGUGUGCCUCGGGCAGGUGGUAUUGGCAUAAUUGUUUCAGUGUGAAAAGCCUCAUGCUGCUUAGGCUCCUGAUGUGCAUCUGAAACAAAGCUUGAUUUUUCUGAGAAGCACGUGCACUGCUGGUCACAAUCUUGAUUCCACUAAUAUAUCUUGGUUGCCAAUAUAUUAUUUGUUUGAAAUAAAAUGUUUAGUGGUUUACCAGGUCUACAAAGGAGUUUGUCACUGCUCUUGAGAGUUAAAACGUGAAAAUCUCUCACCUGGAGCAACUGAUCUCCAAGCUCUCACCUUCCAAAAUGGUAAAAGAUUAAUGCACCAUUUGCUUGUAACAUUUGAGUGGGAUUGAAUGUCAUGCUGAAUGACAAAAAACAAUUACUUAUACAGACAUCAUUUGCAACACCUUGUUGGAAUCUUCAAAAGUACAUUCACCAGUGGACUGAAGAAGCUUUUCAUCAGUCAUUGGCUUUCCAUGGAAAACUGAAUGACAAUCAAUCUAAAGAAAGUAACUAAAUAAAGGAAAGUAUUUUGAAAUCCAUCCUGCCAGCUUCUGGCUUUCACUGAGCUGCAGGGAUGAGCUUAUUUUAACAAGUGAUAUUUUGCAUUAUUCUGGCUUAUUUUUUUUCAAUUUAUGGGGUUACAUCGGUUUUCAUAACCAAAGUUUUGCAUUGGUUGUUAUUAAUAUUCUGUAUUUUUACACUGUUUACAUAUGCUUACUCAUUUAUUGCCACCUAACUGCUUUUGCCUUGCUAAAAAUCCUUCUAAAAUGUUGGAGGGUAGUUGUGUUGGUUUGGGUGGUUUUAUUUUUUGUUUUAUUUUCAUGAAUACAAUACCUCAGAAUAAAUGUGCACUGUUCUGCAUAAGCCCUCUUUGGCAUUCUGAAAGUUGAGUUUUUUGUUGGAUAUGUUUGUUAUAUUAAAGAGAUUGCUGAAGUU
Molecule: messenger RNA, 2412 nt
Organism: Coturnix japonica (Japanese quail)
Lineage: Eukaryota; Metazoa; Chordata; Aves; Galliformes; Phasianidae
Source: RefSeq, a predicted model, not a curated record